CGUGCGGGCGCUCCGCCGAGGGAACCGCCGCCGCCGCCAUGACCUCCGCCUCCACCAAGGUGGGCGAGAUCUUCUCCGCGGCCGGCGCCGCCUUCACCAAGCUGGGCGAACUGACGAUGCAGCUGCACCCGGUGGCCGACUCCUGCCCGGCCGGGGCCAAGUGGACGGACGCCGAGAUCGCCCUCCUGCGGGCCUCCGUGCAGCGCUUCGGCGACGACCUGCACCGCAUCAGCGCCCUCAUCAAGGACCGCACCGUGGCUCAGCUGAAGGGGGCGGCCAAGCGCAAGGCUUACGAGGACUCCGGGCUGCCCCCGCCGCCCCCCGCCGACUCCCCCAAGAAGCCCCCCGGCCGCAAGCCGCCCCCGCCCGCCGCCCCGCCGCCCGAGCCGCCCGCCGCCAAGAAGCCCAAGGCGGACCUGACCCUCAGCGCCCUCAACGACGCCGACGCGCCCCGGGAGGAGGGCGAGGGGCUGGCGGGAGAGGCGCCCCCCCCGACGGCCAAGAAGCUCAGCUUCGACCAGGACAGCCUGAACCUGGAGCCCGGAUUCCUCCUGACGCCCGGCGGAGCCGAUCUGCCGCUGCUGUCCCGCUGAGCCUCCCCGGCCUCUGCCCCCUGCCCUCCCUCCUUCCUUCCCUCGGGCAGGGCCUGGCGGUAGGGGGCGCCCCACCCCGGGCCUCUGCCUCUUCUUGUCCUGGAGCCCAAUAAAGGCUGCUGUGCUCUG
Messenger RNA from Thamnophis sirtalis, 722 nucleotides. RefSeq names its product BPTF associated chromatin complex component 1 (gene BACC1). Lineage: Eukaryota; Metazoa; Chordata; Lepidosauria; Squamata; Natricidae. Gene Ontology annotation, cellular component: NURF complex; MLL1 complex. The record is from RefSeq and is a predicted model, not a curated record.